This is a messenger RNA of Lathyrus oleraceus (garden pea), 743 nucleotides long. RefSeq lists its product as uncharacterized. The record is from RefSeq and is a predicted model, not a curated record. NCBI's taxonomy places the organism in Eukaryota, Viridiplantae, Streptophyta, Magnoliopsida, Fabales, Fabaceae. The transcript is spliced from 2 exons. The coding region runs from base 209 to 583 and encodes 124 amino acids.
UCUUUCUUCUUAACUCCUUUCUCACCAUUCUCUUACUUCAUCUUUUUCAUUUCUACUCAUUUAUUAUUCAAUCAGAAUUUCUAAUUUAUUUUAAAAUAUACAAUUCACUAUCUCUCAUUAUUACGAUUCAAUCAAGAAUUGGGUUCCGCUGUUUCAUCGUGUGAAUUACUAGAGCGGUUGUUGAAGUAUUGUAGAUUUUAUCAGAAAAAUGGGGGAAAUUUGGUGGUCACUUUUGGGGGCAGCCAUCCCUGUGGUUAUUGCAGGACAAGCUUUUAGAGUGAAGAAAAAGAAUGCGAAAGAGCAGAGAUUAGCGAGCGCAAGGGGAAGAGAAAUGAAUUCCGAUGAGAUUUUCGUCUGCGAAAAGGUCUGUACUUCAAAGAGGAUGUUGAAAAAGGUUGGUUCUUUCUCAAAAGAUCCCGUUCCUGAUACUUGUGUUACUGUUUGUGGUGUGUCUGACCUUGAUGCAUGUGCUGAUGCUUGUGCCCGCACUGUCUGUGUUAACCAACAUCAAGUACCUAGUUGGAAUGACAUAUGUCUUAGGAGAUGCCAGAGUGAAUGUGUUAAACUGUCGUCUCAAUCUUAGAAGUUAGUUGCAUUUAGGCGAUGGAAUGUGUACUUUAUGUUUUGAGUUUUGUUAUGUUGGUUAAUGUUUCGGCUCAUUACGCUGCCAACUCCUGAAUCCAAAUUUAUUAUAAACGAUUAUCACACGCGCUACUGAAAAGUUAGGAGUUGUUUGUGUAUUA